UCGUGGUUAGCGUUUUGAUAUCGUUCAGAGAAUUUUCAGUGAUAACAGUAUCAGUUAAUGGACGCGGCGAAGUAAGUCGAAAACAAACCUCAGAAUGUGAUUGUCGCAAAAAAACAAGUCAUUCAGAAAAGAAAAAUUGUUUUCGAAAUAUGGAACUGCCCACCGGCAAGCGCGGCAUCCUGAGAGAGAUGGGCGUGGGAUAAUCCACUCAUCGCGGACAACCUGGUCAACAUGAAUAAAUCUCAACUCCCUGCCCCAGUUCCUCAACUUCCCACAAUGGAGUCGACAAAUACCACCCGCUUCGACUACCAACAGGACGAAAUGAACUUAUAUUACGUUAUCUGCGAAGUUUUGGUGGCAGUGUUCGCUGUGAUCGGUAACGCCCUAGUCAUUUUCGUGUUUCGAAAAGAGCGCCGUUUGCGGAGAAGGACGAACUACUACAUCGUGUCACUAGCAGUGGCCGACCUGCUGGUCGGUCUGCUGGGAAUCCCCUUUGCCAUCCUGUCUUCGAUUGGUAUCCCGCAGAACCUGCACGCGUGCCUGUUUACGGUGUCGUUGUUGGUGGUUCUGUGCACCAUCUCCAUUUUUUGCCUGGUGGCUGUGUCGGUAGACAGGUACUGGGCCAUCCUGCACCCCAUGGGCUACUCGAGGAAUGUCAGGACGAAGACCGCCAUAGUCAUCAUCUCCGUGUGCUGGGUGACCGGCAGCCUCGUAGGCUUCUUCCCCCUCAUGGGCUGGCACAACGACGACCACUUCGACGGCAGAUGUUUUUUUCUCCACGUCAUGGACUACAACUACCUCGUUUUCCUCUACUUCGGCACCAUCAUCACGCCGGCCCUCUUCAUGGCGGCGUUCUACGCCCACAUAUACAGGGUGGUCCUCAAACAACUGCGCGCCAUCGUCACCAUGAACCCGGAGAACGGCAGGUCUUCCUCUGGAGGAACCAUGCUCCGAAUGCUCGGCGCCGCUCAAAAACGCGAAGUCAAAGCCACCCAAAACCUAGCCAUUAUAGUAUUAUUUUUCAUGAUCUGUUGGAUUCCUUUAUAUACCAUCAACUGCGUUUUAGCCUUUUGUCAUGACUGCAAAGUCGACUCCAGUUUCAUGUUCUCGUGCAUCAUUCUGUCGCACCUCAACUCAGCAGGGAAUCCCCUUCUGUACGCCUACCACUUGCGCGAUUUUCGCUCAGCUCUGAAGAACUUCUUCUGCAACUUGUUCGGGUACAAGGAAGCUCAAACCCCGAAUGCCAGGCCGUCGUGCAACUACAACGACCGCCUGAGUAGGAACAACACGGAGAAGGCUCGCUCCAACUCCCAGAUCUACUACCAGAAGAAGUCGGAAGUGAGGAUGACGACGACGGCGGCGACGAUCGCCGUCGCUUCCGCCGAAACCAACAGACACAUCUGGACCCUACCCGAAGGGUCGUCCGACUCGAGCGACUCCCUCAAGCACAACGAAAAAGUCUCGAUAGUGCGCCCCGCGACUCCCUACAGGCCCCACCAGACCAACGACGUCUCCCAAAUCAACCCCUCCUACGUCGAAAGCUCCAGCGUGGACGAAGAAAGCGACGACGUCUUCAUCGACGACUCGUUACCCUUCACCGAGUUCAAGCACGACCUAGAAACCAACUUAACCGACAAGAUUAAGAACGAGUUGAAGAUCGUGUCGGAGACUAAACCGCUUUCGAAUUCCUCGCCGCAGCUUUCCAGGGGUUUGUUCUUCGUGGAGAGCGACGUGAGGAAGCCGUUCGCGAGGAGUUAUAGUUCUAUGGACGGCGGCGAGCUGAAGAAGAUUCAGAAGAGUCCGUUUCGGGCUAGGAUUUUCAAAAACAGACCGAAGCUGGGGAGGAGUUUGAGCGACGAGGGGACGACGUCGAACGAGUCGAUGGCGAGGAAAUCGAACGGGACCGUGCCGAGGAGUUCUUGUGGUAGCUAAUUUUCCGCGCGUUCAAAGUGGCCAAAUAAUUUAUUGUCUAUUUAUUGAGCGGUUGGGUUGGAAUUGUCAAUUAAUCGGUCCGCAGAAACGAUUUGGGGUGUGUUUCGGAUUGGGUGUUUGUUGCGGCGUCGUAAAUUACAUUCCAAUUUUUGUAAGUGUUCAUUGUACAUGUGCUUUCAUAUGUGUAAAGAUAUUUUUAUGUACGGACGUUUAUGACGUAAAUAAAAGUAUUACUCCAU
This is a messenger RNA of Zophobas morio, 2171 nucleotides long. RefSeq names its product adenosine receptor A2b (gene AdoR). Gene Ontology annotation, cellular component: plasma membrane. NCBI's taxonomy places the organism in Eukaryota, Metazoa, Arthropoda, Insecta, Coleoptera, Tenebrionidae. Bases 232 to 1932 code for a protein of 566 amino acids. Gene Ontology annotation, molecular function: G protein-coupled adenosine receptor activity. Gene Ontology annotation, biological process: adenylate cyclase-activating G protein-coupled receptor signaling pathway; G protein-coupled adenosine receptor signaling pathway. The transcript is spliced from 4 exons. The record is from RefSeq and is a predicted model, not a curated record.